GGUGAACCUCAAAAGGACGACGGAGUUUGUGGCAUCUUCAAUCUCUACAAGAUUCAUUACGAGAAGGACUCUUCUGACUUUCUUCCAAUUGGGGUACAGGGAGGAGACACUAUGGGUGCCGGGACUAUUGCAGUCCUUCUUGGGACAGUGGCAUUUGGCAUUUCUGUUGGCGGAUAUGUUGAAACUGAAAUAGGAACAACUGUCGACGUGUCUCUUGUGAUGACGCUGGAGGAACAUUUUGUGGACGAGUUGAAUAAUCGCAGCAGUGAACAAUACAAGCGUCUUGAAGCACAAGUGGUGGCAAUGUGCAACUUCAUUUACACCAAAGUAUAUAGGACUAAUUUUAUCAACACCAUCUUGAUUGGAUUCAGCCCUCAAAUGGGAAACACGCGAGUGGAAGUGGUACUCAACUUCUGCAAUGCAUCAAAUGAUCAAAUCCCACCAGAUGACGAAGUUGUAAAUGAAUUGGUAAAUGUUGUGAACAGUACCAGCAACCCUUUCAAGUUCACUGUCGCUCCAGAAUCAAUUGCAGUAAUUUCAACCGUAUCGACGACCACCCAAGAACCAACGUCGUCCCUCGGCUCAACGCCGUCCGCCAAUGACUCGCCAACGACACAAGGGGCGACGACUGCCGUCCCAGUUGCCCCACCGGCUGUGUUUGUCGAAGCCAUUUUGUUGGAGCCUUUUGUGGAAGAACUGAACAAUCGCAGCAGCCAACCAUUCGAGCAACUCGAAGCACAAGUGGUAUCAGCGGUGCGUACAAGCGUACAAGCAACAUCUAGCUAUCCCCAUUUACUCUGUACUCACUAAAGAAGAUACUGUGGUGUUCUAAAAAAUGGAUUCCUUCUACAGUGUGACUCGAUCUUCUUCCAAGAGUUUGGUGCCAUUUUCUUUGGCACUUUUGUCAUU
Messenger RNA from Syngnathus typhle (broad-nosed pipefish), 909 nucleotides. RefSeq lists its product as uncharacterized. Lineage: Eukaryota; Metazoa; Chordata; Actinopteri; Syngnathiformes; Syngnathidae. The coding region runs from base 112 to 810 and encodes 232 amino acids. The record is from RefSeq and is a predicted model, not a curated record. The transcript is spliced from 6 exons.